This is a messenger RNA of Penicillium vulpinum, 213 nucleotides long. RefSeq lists its product as uncharacterized. NCBI's taxonomy places the organism in Eukaryota, Fungi, Ascomycota, Eurotiomycetes, Eurotiales, Aspergillaceae. The coding region runs from base 1 to 213 and encodes 70 amino acids. The transcript is spliced from 2 exons. The record is from RefSeq and is a predicted model, not a curated record.
AUGAACUGUCUGUCGGCUUCCGGCCAAGUCCACCCAGAGCUCUCCAACCUUUUGCAUAUUAUGUUCGAGAUCCCAGGGAGGACGAAACAAACAGCCCAGCCGCAACCCCAAGACAAAAAAGAAAACGCCAUUGCAAAGUCUUCAACACAAACGCUUUUCGGCCCCAUGCUUUUCCACAGUCGAGACAACGAUCUGUCCCAACGGGAUAUGUAG